GCCAAGAGAAGGAGCUGACCCUCACAGCCACCAGUGUGCCCACCCUCAUCGACCAUCCGCUGGUACGCGGACCAGCAUUCACCAGCCUGAAGGUUGGCGUGGGACACCGACUGGAUGCCCAGGCAUCUGGGGUGCUUGGAGUGAAUGGAGGGUCAUUCUUUCCUUCAGCCAGAGGGAGAAACAGACCCAGGGAAAGGCAGGGAGUGGCCACAAUGCCCCCGUUGAUUUGCCGACUGCUUCCUUCCGGUGCAUUGCCCCGAUCACCACAACACCCACAGGGAGCAGACAGUAUUUUUAUCCCCGUUUUCCUGAUGGGGAUCUGAGACCCAGGGAGCUUCAAGGACAUGCUUAGAGCCACCCCAGUGCUCGGCGUGGGACACGGACGCAGGCUCCUCACCGACAUGUACAACGCUCACCUCACCAAGGAUUACACAGUACGCGGCCUCCUGGGCAAAGCCACAGAUGACUUCUGUGAGGAUGGGCGGCUGGUGGAGAAGACGACAUAUGACCACGUGACCAGAGAGAAGCUGGACCGAAUCCUGGCCCUGAUCCAAGGUUCCCAUCAGAAGGCUCUGGUGUUGUACUCCAACCUUGAUCUGCAGACCCAGGAGGCCUAUGAGAUGGCCGUGAGCAGUGUGAUCCGGCCCAUGAACAAGUCCCCGAUGCUGAUAACUGGCAUCCGAUGCCUCCAGUUUGCGCCUCCAGAAUUCCUCUUAGAGGUGCAGUGCAUGCAUGAGACGCAGAAGCAGCUGCGAAGGCUGGUGCACGAGAUUGGCCUGGAGCUGAAGAGCACCGCUGUCUGCACCCAGGUGCGGCGCACGCGCGACGGCUUCUUCACCCUGGACGGUGCCCUCCUGAGGACCCAGUGGGACCUACCCAGCAUCCAGGCCGCCAUCCAGGCCGCCGCGCCUCGGGUAGCAGCAGAGCUGGAGAAGAGCUUGAGGCCGGGGCUGGGCACCCAGCAGCUCCCUGGUCCAGGACGGUCCUGGGACUCCAGGGGGCCAAGCUCUGCCUUGGGCCUGGAGACCCGUGCGGGGCAUUGAAAGGCCAGGCAGCUGGUGGAGCAGCGAGUAUAUAAAGACAAGAAUUGUUCAUGAGCUGGAACUGGUGAUUAUGCAGAACGUGAGGUGGGGAGAGCUUUUUCACACGUGACAGAAAACCCUGAAGCAGUAAGAGAAAAGAUCAACGGAGUUCCCUGGCAGUCCAGUGGUUAGGACUCUGCACUUUCACGGUUGUGGCCCUGGGUUCAAUCCCUGGUCUCAGAACUAAGAUCCUGAAAACUGUGUGGGGCGGCCAAAAAAAAUUUUUUUUAAUAAAUAAGUUAAAAUAAAAUAAAUAAAAUAAAAAUUAAAAAAUAAAAUAGAUUAAAUAAAUAAAAAAAAAUACUCCUGCCCUAACCAACAAGGACCUACUGUACAGCACAGAGAACUAUAUUCAAUAUUUUAUAAUAACCUAUAAGGGAAAAGAAUCUGAAAAAGCAUGUGUGUGUGUGUGUGUGUGUCACUGAAUCACUUUCCUGUAUACCUGAAACUAACAACACUGUAAAUCAACUAUAUUUUAAUAAAUAAACACUCCUGUGAUUCAGCAGGAACAGUUCUAGGAAU
Hippopotamus amphibius kiboko is the source of this 1604-nucleotide messenger RNA. RefSeq names its product TruB pseudouridine synthase family member 2 (gene TRUB2). The coding region runs from base 345 to 1043 and encodes 232 amino acids. The record is from RefSeq and is a predicted model, not a curated record. Gene Ontology annotation, biological process: pseudouridine synthesis; RNA processing. Gene Ontology annotation, molecular function: pseudouridine synthase activity; RNA binding. NCBI's taxonomy places the organism in Eukaryota, Metazoa, Chordata, Mammalia, Artiodactyla, Hippopotamidae. The transcript has 8 exons.